AUGGCCGACAAGUUUGUCACCGCCCAUGCAGGGGCUAAAAAGGCGAAAGCCAGGGUGAAUCAUAUAUUCUCCAUUAGGAAAUCGCCUGGCGAGGGACUCAGGGACUUCCUCACCCGGUUUAACAAGGUGAGAAUGAGUCUACCAAAUGUAUCAGAAAGGAUGACGGUAGUGGCCUUCCAGAAUGGGUUGAGUAGGAACGGGUCAAGAGCAACCAGAAAACUAUUAAGCAGGCUCAUGAAAUACCCUCCCACCACUUGGAAAGAAAUCCACAAUGCCUAUUGCGCCAAGGUGAGAGCCGACGAGGACAACCUUAACAGUCCGACCCAACGGUUGACGUCAGUUCAAGUAGAAUCAAGGAAAGAUCGUCGUAACAACGGUCGAAGGGAUCAGUCGGGCCCUCGUCUCAACCAAGAAAGACAUCAGCCCUACGUCAGAACAGUUGUCCCACCGUCUCCUCGACAUACGGAAGGGCCACCCAGGCCGCUCACAGGGACUCAGCAAAAUAAAAGAGGAACGGGGUCACAAAACCGAGGACUGCAUAGCUCUACGGCAAGAGGUAGUAAAAAUGCUAUGAGCAACCGUGGACAAGCCAACUUUUCCCGCGAACGUGAACAACACCAGGGACCUCCAAAGCCACCCUCCCCCGCUCGCACCAUCCAAAUGAUCAUCAGUGGAGGCGAUGAAGCAACGAUCAACCAUGUGAAGUUCACCACUACACAUAAACUAAAAUGGUCGAUCACCCACGAACGAUACGACGACCUCGGAGACAGUAUCAUCUUCGAUAUGUCAGAUACCGACAUUUUGACUUUUCCUUAUUUUGAUGCUCUUGUUAUUACUUUAUGUAUUUCGGAUACAGAUGUAAGAAGAAUAAUGGUAGACGAUGUAAGUGGCGCGUGUAUUAUCCACCCUCACAUCCUCACACAAAUAAGACUCGAAGACAAGAUAGUACCUCGUUGCAUAACACUAACAGGCUUUAACAAUGCAGCUGAGCGAACCUCUGGGGAAAUGACGCUACAUGUUCUGGCUGGGGGCAUCACCCUAGAAACAACAUUCCAUGUCAUAAACCAAGAUACAGCUUACAACGCCAUCAUAGGGCGGCCAUGGAUACGCGCCAUAAGGGUUAUCCUGCCAUCAUAG
Molecule: messenger RNA, 1137 nt
Organism: Nicotiana tabacum (common tobacco)
Lineage: Eukaryota; Viridiplantae; Streptophyta; Magnoliopsida; Solanales; Solanaceae
Source: RefSeq, a predicted model, not a curated record